Molecule: messenger RNA, 2483 nt
Organism: Scaptodrosophila lebanonensis
Lineage: Eukaryota; Metazoa; Arthropoda; Insecta; Diptera; Drosophilidae
Gene: Mst33A
Exons: 2
Coding region: 198-2333 (711 amino acids)
Biological process (GO): sperm DNA condensation; spermatogenesis
Source: RefSeq, a predicted model, not a curated record
UUGUAGAUAUAUUUUUAUUUGUUAAGGCUUUGUUCAUCACCAGCUUUACCGAUUGGCGCUUGACUGAACCAAAGACUAGCAUUGUUUAAGCAUUGUUAUCGAAGCAAAGUUUAGCGGAAUAGCUGAUUGUCUUUCGUUUCGUUUCGUUUUCCUUUACUCUUGACAUAGUUUUCGAAAAUCUAAUUAAGCUAGUUGAUAUGGCGCCGACUCGCAAGCCUCGAGUCCCAGCUCAGAAAAACCGACCACGCCAGCGUCUGCGCCAGAUUCCUUCCAGGCCACGGAAAAACCCAUACUUGAACUUUCAGGCAUACUUUAGGAAGAAACAUCCAAAUCUAGCCUCCGAAGAACUGGCGUCAAAGGCAUGUACCGUGUGGACUAGUUUAGAUAAGAAGCAGAGAAACGAAUUUACUGCCAAGAGGUAUAAGAAAAAUGUAUCGCGAAAAAUGCAACUAUGCAAGUUGCCGGAUCCUCCUCCGAAAAAAAAGGAAGUCAGGACGCAAGAAGAGCCGCAGGGACAGCAAAUACAGGAAAUGCCAAAACUUAAAUCUCCAGCAGCGUCACAGAAAGUGUUGGCGUCAUCCAGAAGCGUGCAACACGAAUCGAAGGUGAAUACAAAGGGAUCGCAUGACACGGAAAUGAUUGUGCUGCGGCAGGCCGCCUCAAUGCGAUUCUCUUCGCAUUCCCUGCACAGCCAGGAAAGUGCGACCUUAGCCGAAAAAGUGCCUUCAAGUUUGGAGCAACUGCCAAAUCAUGUUGCCGAGAAUGAACUGAUUGCCUCGAAUGAGAGAUUCGAAAACUUUAUCAAUUUCUUAGCUGGACAGAGAGAGUCGUCCUCACUGGAUGUACCGUCAUCACCAAUAGCUCACCAAAUUAAUAUUUUUUUCAAUGGCCAUAUAUCCAUUAAUAAGGACGCCUUUUUGAACUUUCUACAAGACUAUCAGAGUGAACAUACUUCGCAAACUUCCCUGCAGCAAAUCGAAAAUGCUGAGCAAUUUUGGAAUCGCUUGUCGGAUAAAGAACGCAGAGAGUAUGAGCCUCAAAAUUAUGUUUUAAAGUGGAGUAAGGUACUGAACAAUUUCUUAAACGAUGGCACUCAAGAUCGGAAUGCAGCUUCUGAAGAAACCCAAACUCAAAUCGUUAACGCCGAUUCUGUGGCAGAUGGAUCCUGCGUUACGUUGCGCCCCAGGAACACUCAUGCAACAGCACUUUCCCAGAGCAAACGACGCUCCAUCAGCUGCGCGCAGAAACCUUCAAAGCGCUCCAGACGCUCUACUUCCAACGGCUAUAGCCGUAGAAGCUAUUCGCGUCGGGCGGAGAAACGUCAGCGGCGCAGCCCCGACUCAUCUAGACACCACCAGCAGAAGGACAAUCAGCCCCCGAAGCGAGUGCGCCGUCCAAGUGUACCAACUACAGCCAUCGGCCGACACAGACAAGCCCCCUACAUUGUGCCUGGCAAAUCGGCGUACAUGAAUUUCUUGCGCAAGUUCCGCGACUGCAAUCCCACCUUAAGCCCCAAGGAGCAAGUUCGACGCGGAGCGGCCAUGUGGCGCCGCAUGACCAUGCACCAGAAGAAUCAGUUUCGAUCUCCCAGCGUAAUGACACAAUUACAGAUCUUACGGUAUAACAGGUCCUGUCGCCAAAUCCUUUAUAGCUUGGGUGCCAUAUCGUCGAUACAGGUGCGAAUUGAGGAGGAGAACGACAAAGAUUUUUGUCUGGACACGAUGCGCGGACCGAACUGCUACUCAUAUUUAGAGCAGCAGGUUCAAGGAGCAGAUGGGCGGCCAUCCACAUCCCUAGAUGUUCGUAGGACACGCCGGAAUUGGACUGGCGCAUCAUUCCAGCAGCAUAACCCAGAAGGAUCAGAGAGGGCACCAGUUGAUUAUUCUACUAACGUACGCAGACAAGGGACACACUUAGCUUUGGAGCACCAACAAAAGAACCAGGAACCGGGGGAGAAAGUCAUUGCGGUUAGAUCAAGGCGCAGGACGGCCAGUAGAAAAUCUCGCUCCACCGUUAGGCGAGUGAUUGCACGCAAAAGCCGCACUGACCCCAGAUCCCCCCUAACUCCUUCGCUCCGAGAUCUACCGCUCAUCAACCUAGCCAAUGUCCAUGACCAAAAUAUGUGGCCCCAGCGCCAAACUCGCUCGAAAUCCUCAUCGACAACUGGACUUGCUGCAAACGCACAUAUGUGCUCGAUCAACCGGUCUUCACCCCAUAGCCCCCACACUUCACACACGGAUCUGCGAUCAACGUCCUUGGGACCUUCGCAGAACGUUCCGCGACAUAAACUUCAAAAUUGGCUCAACUACUUUCGCAUCUUUCGACGACACUAGCCAAAAUUUUAUUUAUAACUAUUUAUCGUUUAAUCACAAUUCGUAAGAAUGUUUACCUCGACAAUUUCGAUUUUAAAUCAAAUCUUCUGAAAUUCCUGGUGCAGACACCAUACAGUUGUUCGAUAUAAUAAAAACAAGUCUAAUUUCUCA